AGAAUGCAUCGCUUUCGUGUGUAAAUCUUUACCGGUGCCCAUUGAUGAAGAGAAGGUGAGACUUUUCCAGGGUCCAUUCACAUGCAUAGAGUCUUGAAAGGCAGGUGCGCCCCGCUUACGUCGCGUACGCGUUCCCACGCGGACGCAGCGUGAACCAAGUUCGCGCACCGCCGCUACGUCAUCGCUCACAUCGCAAUCAAGCGCAAGCCCACAAACAUCUACCGCGCGCAGAAUCCCCACUUCACAUGACAGAUGCGCAUACACCUAUUUCAAUACUCUUCCAUCAAAAUAGUGCACCUUAGACCCAUUUGAGGCAUUUCAGCAUGGGCGCAUUACUAUCCUCUAUCCUUGCGCCUAUCGCCCUACCGCUGGGCUCGUUCUUAGCCAUUCCUAUGCUAUCCUCCUGGUCGACAGGCCUAAAUCUCAUCUUCCUCUCGGUCGCAUGGACGACAAUCGCCGCAUCCUAUUCUCCUCUUCAACUUGAGCUAGUUGCGCCACUAGUACUUCGACUAUCUCUCUACAUCAUCCCCAGCCUGAUCUUCUUGCUAUUCGAUAUCGGGUUACCAAGUCUAGCAAUCGAGUUCAAAUCCCAGGGACAAUGGGGUAUUCCAAACAAUCAGAAGGGUGGCGCACGCGCAGUGAGGAGGGUAAUUGCGUGGAGCUGUGCAAAUGUGCUGCUCAGUGUGGCUUUACAAGCGGGUAUUGAGUUCUUGAUCACAGACGUACUGCAGAUGAGGAGUCUGCUACUCAUCAAAGGCAGUCGAUGGGGAUUGAAUCACCUGCCAAACCCAUGGACGAUGGUCAAACAUGGCAUUAUCGGACUCUUGUCUCGUAACGUCCUGCAAUACUAUAUCCACACACAUCUGCUCCAUUCGCCGACCGGUGGGGCACUCUCGGACUUGCAUCAGAGCUGGCACCACAGCAUCAAGAUCCCUUACUCGUUUGCCGCAAACUACGACCACCCCAUCUGCCACCUCCUGCACCGCUUUCUACCUCUAUACCUCCCAGCAAUUGCUCUGCGGAUGCAUAUCCUCACUUACUUGAUCCUGAUCGCUAUCUUCAGUCUAGAAGAGACCUUUGUGUACUCCGGGUACAAUGUCCUACCCUCAACCAUCAUGCUGCGAGGCAUGGCACGACGCGCCGACGCGCACAUGAUGAGUGAAGGAGAGGGUAACUACGGAUGCAUGGGUGUCUUGGACUGGUGCCACGGGACAACACUGGGUAAGGAUGUCGUUGAGGACCUGAAGGCGGAGAUGGAGAAGCACAACGUGGAGGAGAAGGCGGGGAAAGCUAUAGAUGGCGCGGGGGAAGCGGCGAACGGACUGGCGGGGAAGUUUGGCAGGGCUAGGAAAGGAAGGGGAAAGAAGUAAGUAGGUAAAGCGGCAAGCCUAUGGUUAUGUAACGAGGUCUGUGUACGUAUGGCAUUGGUGCAAUCGGUUCGGUGGUGGUAGUGUCCUUGGUUAGCGGUCGCUUCUGAUACCCUCACGUCCUGUUGCUGGGAGUUCGCGGGCAGUCGGCGCAGUA
Alternaria rosae is the source of this 1524-nucleotide messenger RNA. RefSeq lists its product as uncharacterized. The transcript is spliced from 2 exons. The record is from RefSeq and is a predicted model, not a curated record. Gene Ontology annotation, biological process: ergosterol biosynthetic process. NCBI's taxonomy places the organism in Eukaryota, Fungi, Ascomycota, Dothideomycetes, Pleosporales, Pleosporaceae. Gene Ontology annotation, molecular function: C-4 methylsterol oxidase activity; iron ion binding. The coding region runs from base 324 to 1370 and encodes 348 amino acids.